This is a messenger RNA of Acomys russatus (golden spiny mouse), 2032 nucleotides long. RefSeq names its product nuclear receptor subfamily 2 group E member 1 (gene Nr2e1). The transcript has 9 exons. Lineage: Eukaryota; Metazoa; Chordata; Mammalia; Rodentia; Muridae. Gene Ontology annotation, molecular function: RNA polymerase II cis-regulatory region sequence-specific DNA binding; zinc ion binding; nuclear receptor activity. The record is from RefSeq and is a predicted model, not a curated record. Gene Ontology annotation, biological process: negative regulation of transcription by RNA polymerase II; cell differentiation; anatomical structure development. Bases 752 to 1909 code for a protein of 385 amino acids.
CCUCCCCGCGGCUGCCUGCCUGUCAGAGCGCUUCUGGAGAUAUUACCAGAGACCCGGCCCGCAGCGACAGGCACAAAGUCACAGGGUAAUGAACUUCGGGGACCCUUGGCCGCUGUGCGCGCAGCAGUCCCCGGAAACUCGGACCUGGCCACGUCUUCCCUUGGAAGAUCUCCCAGCAGUCUAGUUUCCCCUCUCAGCGCCCCAGGUUCCGGCAGAGAGGAGAUCUUCUGCCUCUGAGACCGUGGCUGUGAUUUUUGUCUUUCCGUAGAAGAUCAGCGGUCUGUAGAGAUCUGCCUACUCUGCACGCCUAUGUGGAGGGAGAGACUGUAAACUGAGUAACAGGCAUGGGGAAAGAGAGGAAUUUUGCCCCUUUUGCUCCGUAGGAAGAUCAUCUCGGUGUCUCCAUCUCCGUCCUGCAAUUUUCCCCUCUCGCGCUGUCCUCCCUCUUCAGCCUGCCUGUCCAUCCCUCCAUCUGUCUGUUCAAGACUGUGUCCGUACCACCCCACGUUCCCAGCGGCUGCAGUUUUUGCUAGAGCCGGGAAGAAACUUAAGGAUGCUUGCAUUUUCACUGUGGAACGAAUUCUGAGCGCCCGCAGAGCAGGGCAGAGCGCAACCAAUAGCCACCUGUCCCGCCCGGGAGCCUUGCAGGCUGGAGGGCGGCUGGAGAGCGGCGGCGCCCGGCGGCGACGUGGGCGCUGUGGGCCGGGAAUCCGGCAGUGCCCACCAACCGCUGCGCCCCGGGACCGCCAGCAUGAGCAAGCCCGCCGGAUCAACAAGCCGCAUUUUAGACAUCCCCUGCAAAGUAUGUGGGGACCGCAGCUCUGGCAAGCACUACGGGGUCUACGCUUGUGAUGGCUGUUCUGGGUUCUUCAAAAGGAGUAUCCGAAGGAACAGGACUUAUGUCUGCAAGUCUGGAAACCAGGGAGGAUGCCCGGUAGACAAGACACACAGAAACCAGUGCAGGGCGUGUCGACUGAAGAAGUGUUUGGAAGUCAACAUGAACAAAGACGCCGUGCAGCACGAGCGGGGACCUCGGACGUCCACCAUCCGCAAACAGGUGGCCCUCUACUUCCGUGGGCACAAGGAAGACAACGGGGCAGCUGCGCACUUCUCCUCCGCAGCGCUGCCAGCUCCUGCUUUCUUCACAGCGGUCACGCAGCUGGAGCCGCACGGUCUGGAGUUGGCCGCUGUGUCUGCCACCCCGGAGCGGCAGACCCUUGUGAGCCUUGCGCAGCCCACGCCCAAGUAUCCCCAUGAAGUGAAUGGAACCCCAAUGUAUCUCUAUGAAGUGGCCACUGAGUCCGUGUGUGAAUCAGCUGCCAGGCUUCUUUUUAUGAGCAUCAAGUGGGCAAAGAGUGUGCCAGCCUUUUCCACGUUGUCUUUGCAAGACCAGCUGAUGCUUCUGGAAGACGCUUGGAGAGAACUGUUUGUUCUAGGAAUAGCACAAUGGGCCAUUCCGGUUGAUGCUAACACUCUACUGGCUGUAUCUGGCAUGAACAGUGACAACACAGACUCCCAGAAGCUGAACAAGAUCAUAUCUGAAAUACAGGCUUUGCAGGAGGUGGUGGCUCGGUUCAGGCAGCUCCGAUUAGACGCCACGGAAUUUGCCUGUCUGAAAUGCAUUGUCACUUUCAAAGCUGUUCCUACACACAGUGGCUCUGAGCUGAGAAGUUUCCGGAACGCUGCCGCCAUUGCAGCUCUUCAAGACGAGGCUCAGCUAACUCUUAACAGCUACAUUCAUACCAGAUAUCCCACUCAACCCUGCCGCUUCGGGAAACUCCUGUUGCUUUUGCCAGCUUUACGAUCAAUUAGCCCAUCCACCAUAGAAGAAGUGUUUUUCAAAAAAACCAUCGGCAACGUGCCGAUUACGAGACUGCUUUCAGAUAUGUACAAGUCCAGCGACAUCUAAGCCCCCGAGUGCCCACGUUUCAAGAUGGGGCAGUAUCAGAUGGACUUCCGCCAGGCAGGACCAGCCUCUACUAACAAACCUUUCUGGAAGGAAGAAACCUGGGAAUGAGUUGCCUUCCAUGAA